Kuraishia capsulata CBS 1993 is the source of this 1575-nucleotide messenger RNA. RefSeq lists its product as uncharacterized. The record is from RefSeq and is a predicted model, not a curated record. The transcript has a single exon. Lineage: Eukaryota; Fungi; Ascomycota; Pichiomycetes; Pichiales; Pichiaceae. Gene Ontology annotation, cellular component: actin cortical patch. Gene Ontology annotation, molecular function: phosphatidate phosphatase activity. The coding region runs from base 1 to 1575 and encodes 524 amino acids.
AUGGACAACCUGGUGGACCCCAGCAGAAGGCAGAGACUGAUGGACGUGGUGAAGAACACCAAGACAACGUACCUGCCUUCUUUGGUCAAGACAAUUGGAAAUUUCACGGCCUAUCCGACCUCUUCUGCAUGUGAGCCUUUACCGGAGGAUACCCAAAUUUGUAUUUAUAAUGCGUUCUCUGUUCCAAGUGGCGAUGGGUAUUUGACGGAAGUGACGGCAUGGGUGUAUGCUCCUGGAACAAUGACCCGCAAGAACAGGGUGUUACUAUCUCUCAUGAAUAAGUUUACGAAAUCAGAUGUGGGGCCUGCUACCGAGGCUAUGCUUGAGAAUCAGAUAUUGGAGGAGGCUGAUGCGCCGUCUUUGAGGCGUACUGGCACCAGCUCUUCUCAAUCAACGGCUUCCACUACGGCAUCAACAGCGUCCUUGGGGUCUGAGAUCCUAAAAGCUAGGCUGAGUGCCACUUUUGCGAGACAAAUCUCGUCUACACAGGUCAGGAUAGUGCUUGGAUCAGAAAGUGCCAUCAAAGAGGAUCUCGUGGAAGAAGUGCUUAUAUCAGACGCAAAGGGCAUGAUCGAAACAAAAGUGAAAACCCCCUACAAGCCCUCCGUGGUGCAAUUGUGCUGUGUUGAACUGGACACUACGGCUGCUUUUAAGGAUAUCAUGCACAUUUCCAAGAAAGGAAUCUCUGUUAUAACCGACAUCGACGAUACGGUGAGGAUUACUGGUGUGGUUGGGCCCAAAGCGGAGAUGUUGAGGAACGUCUUUGUGAAGGACUACGUUGAUUGUGCGAUCCCUGGUGUAGCUCAAUGGUUCACCAAGUUGGCGGAUUUGGGAUGUGGAAUUCAUUAUGUAUCCAACAGUCCGUGGCAGGUGUACAAUGUGGUAUGUGACUUCAUGGCCGCGGUUGGAUUGCCUCAUGGUACCAUUCAUUUGAGGCAGUAUAAUGGGAACAUGAUCUCCAGCUUGCUUCAACCCCCUCACGAAAGAAAAAGAGUGAGGCUGGAGAAGAUAGUCAAUGACUUUCCGGAUCGCAGGUUCAUCCUGGUGGGAGAUUCCGGUGAAUCCGAUCUGGAGGCCUACCAUGGAUUGGCUUUGCUCUACCCUGAGAAGAUAAAGGCGAUAUAUAUCAGAGUUAUCCAUGGGUCAUUUUCCUCAUAUGAUGAGCUGAAGGUGUUAGAGGAUCUGCACAACAUGAUUGACGAAAGAGAGCACAGGCUCUCUCCCGAACCGGUGAUGAUAGAUGACCUGAUUGACCUCGACAAAAAGGUGGCGCCUCCGCCUCCUUCAAAACCACAGUUUCUACGAGGCACACCCGUGCUUCAAAAACCUGAACUGCCCAGGCGAAUGCCCAGUCCGACAAUGGCUCCGUCUGUGCCUGCAUUACCACCCAGAAGAAACUUCCAACAAACGGAGUACGAAAACAUGAUGUCAGAGGAAGAGUUGAAUGAUAAGAAAGGUGAGGAGUGGAGGGAAAGGGUCAGAUAUCUGGUGGACACUCUGCCUGCUCAUAUCCACUUCAAGCUGUGGACCGAUGUGAGUGAUGUCUUGGAAGACUCUCUACAAAUAGUGGAGUGA